UUGUUUUAAAAACUAACAUUAACGUUAGUAACGUUAGUAACGUUAGUACAGUUUGGAAUAACGUGCUUCCCGAGCACUGUGAAUUAUUAGCAGUAACUUAGUUUCGGUGGAGUAAUUGUGAACCCCUUCAGGAUGUUUGCGGCAGGUCGACCCUUUCGAGGCUCCAGAGGAGGACAAAUGCUCUUAAAGAAUUUACCUGCCAUAUCAGAACUGAAUGAAUCCUAUAAACCUCGGUCUGAAGAUGUCAGACAAGUGGCAGGUCCUGGUGGCAGGUCAAACGUCUCACCUGAAACUCUGAUUGCCAGAUACAGGCAAGGUGAGCUCAACGCUGUGUCUUUACUCCAUAACCUCGCCCAGGUUUUACAGUUCCACCUGGAAUUAAAGGAGACGGUGACCACAGGCAACAUAGCAGGGCUUUAUUUCGCCUUUUGUGUGGUGAUUGAUGGGGUCGAGUACAAGACUGGCAUGGGAAUUACCAAGAAGGAGGCUCGGCUCAAGGCUGCAGUGCUCGCUGUGCAGGACCUGCUGCCCACCUGGGAAAGUCAGAAGUCUGUCCUCCCUGAAGCAUCAGGUGUCCCUCCACCCUUGCCAGUAAAAGAGCAGCCCUCCAUCUCUGACAUCCAUCCUUGUAGAGCCAUCCACGAAAGGAAGAAUUCGGUCAACCUCCAGAUUCCUAACGCUGUCAGGGGUCAGCUCACUAAACUGAUGAACAGCCACCCAGAGUUCUCUGCCUGUGCAGGCACCACAGCAGCAUUCAUUAUUCAGACCUCGGGCGGAUGUGAGGUAGUCGCUGUUGGCACCGGGAACUUCAAUACAAACGGGAGUGCCUUGUCGAGUGGACGGAUUGUCCAUGAUUCACAUGCAGUUGUAACUGCAAGGAGAUCACUUAUGAGGUUUCUGUACCGACACCUGCUGAUGUUCUUCAGCAAAAUGGCCAAUCUGAUGGAGAAGUCGAUCUUUGAGCAGAACAGCAGCAGUGGCCUCCUCAGCAUGAAGAGUGGCAUCACCCUCCACCUCUAUGUGAACCAACUGCCAAAGGGUGCUGCUCAGAUCCCUUCCAAGCUGCGCCUGAACCCACUCUCAAUUUCGGCAUGGCAAGUCAACAAUGAGAUCAGCCUACACCUGUCAGUGGAGGGCAAGGUGUUCUCAGUUUUCUCGUCAACCUUUGAUCACUCUACCUCCAAGGUGGUCAGCAUGUCUGCCACAGACAAGCUCACUCAGUGGCAGGUGCUAGGAUACCAGGGAGCCUUACUCAGCCACUUUAUUGAGCCCAUCUAUGUCCAAAGCAUCCUCAUAGGUGACUCUGGCUGCAGUGAUAUCCGUGGGAUGGAGAUCUCUGUGAGCCAGCGUGUGGAGGGCAUUACCUCCCAGCUGCCUAUGUUCUACUGCAUGAUGAGGCCCCACAUCAACCUGGUGCCUUCUGUGGCUACCAACAGCACCGACAGUAGCCACUUAACCUACAGUGCCAACUGGAGCGAAGGAGACAGCUGCUUGGAGGUUGUGGAUGGCCUGGAGGGCAAGACCAUAGAGGAAUCUCCCUUUAAGAGUGGCACUGCUCUGGCAAGCCGUCUGUGCAAAGCAGCGAUGCUGCACCGCUUUAAGUUGGUGGCCAAAGAGGCCCAGAGGCAGGACCUGCUGGCCACAAGCUCCUACAGAGAAGCCAAGAGGAUGGCGAAGCCGUACCAGGAGGCCAAGAAUGUGCUGAGGGCAUACCUAUCACAGCAGGGCUUUGGUUCGUGGCUGGUCAAGCUUUCGGUUAGUGAUAACUUCAGCAUGUGAAUAAAACAUUAUCAGUGGGGGAAAAAACUGCACUUUAGAAGCAAUUGUAUUCCAAAAUGUUAAAACUAAGUUUAAUUUGCAAGAAGCACUUGUUGCUGUGGUAUUUUGCCGUGCUGGUAAUAAGAAGUUUCUGUUGUGGUUUCUAAAGGGAUUAAGGUCAAUCCCUGCUCAUGUCUUAAGAGACAUUUUGUGUCUGGGAACUCUGUCUGUGGUCUUUGAUUUUCAAAAGAGGAAUACAAUUUUAUACAUUUGUAUAAAAUAGCCAUUUUGUAAGCAGACAACUUGUAUUGCAUCCCACUACAGGCCUUAAUACAGGGUAAUAGUUCUGCUUCAUUCAGUUGAUGAAAACAUAUCCUAUUUACAUAAAAAAAUGCUAUUGUGUGUAAUGGAAAUGACCUUGGAGAAUGUGGGGUCAUAAUGUUUGCAUCCUACUCUUAAACUUUGCCUUUAUAGUCCAAAGAGCUCUUUAGUAUUACAAGUACUUUAUGUUAUUACUGUUAUAUAGUAGUUUGGUGACUAAAGUUAUUGUUUGUGUUUUCAUCUCGUCAAGAAAAGUCACAUUUUUGGUCCAUAUUCACUGAUUUGUGCUACAGUAAUAGUCACACAUGCAAAAUACAAUGUGCUGUAUAAAGUUAGAUGGAUUAAAUGAAG
Dicentrarchus labrax (European seabass) is the source of this 2430-nucleotide messenger RNA. RefSeq names its product adenosine deaminase domain containing 1 (testis-specific) (gene adad1). The record is from RefSeq and is a predicted model, not a curated record. The transcript is spliced from 13 exons. Gene Ontology annotation, cellular component: cytoplasm; nucleolus. Gene Ontology annotation, biological process: RNA processing; adenosine to inosine editing. Gene Ontology annotation, molecular function: double-stranded RNA binding; double-stranded RNA adenosine deaminase activity; tRNA-specific adenosine deaminase activity. The coding region runs from base 133 to 1779 and encodes 548 amino acids. NCBI's taxonomy places the organism in Eukaryota, Metazoa, Chordata, Actinopteri, Moronidae.